Tilletiopsis washingtonensis is the source of this 2437-nucleotide messenger RNA. RefSeq names its product RIO1-domain-containing protein. Gene Ontology annotation, biological process: maturation of SSU-rRNA. The record is from RefSeq and is a predicted model, not a curated record. The annotation marks the transcript as partial. Lineage: Eukaryota; Fungi; Basidiomycota; Exobasidiomycetes; Entylomatales. Gene Ontology annotation, cellular component: cytosol; preribosome, small subunit precursor. Gene Ontology annotation, molecular function: ATP binding; protein serine/threonine kinase activity. The transcript is spliced from 4 exons.
CAUGACUGCAGCGCCGCACCCCGACCAGUUCGACGAUGCGCCCGACGACGACACGGCAGCCCCGGCUGGCGCGCCGCAGCCGUCUGCGCCGCGCAUAGACGACGACGCCGCGUCGGCCGGCGAGUACGAGCAGGAGCUGAGCGCGUGGUAUGCCCAGCACGGCAUCUCGCCCGGCGACGAGGAGGAGUAUGAAGAGGAGGAUGAGGACGAGUAUGAGGAGGAGGGGCUCAGUGCGAUGGGCACCGUCGAGGAUGCCGACUGGGAGAUGGCGCGUGGCGACUUCACCAAGCUGUACAACCGCUCGCGGCAGCUGGCAUCCGUGGCGCAGGCCAGCUCGGGCAAUGCUUCUGGCAGUGCUGCCUCGCAGGCGGCGGCCAACGUGCCGCUGCCAGCGAUGAACCGGGCGCGGCGAGCGCCGGUGAAGCGCACUGGUGGCGCAGAGGCAGCGCGGCCAGCAGGCAGCGGCGAGGCGAGCACCUCUGCGGCUGCGGCGCUGGCCAUCGGCGCACACGCCAACAAGACCGAGGCGCAGCUGAGCAACAUGUCGCACCUCUCGUCGCGCCUCAAGAUCCUCGACGCGUACGACCCAUCGGCGUCGGCAGGCGGCGCCGUGUCAGGCGGUGUGCCGCGCAAGGGCGCUGCGGGCGCAGGCGAGAAGCGCAACAAGGACAAGGCGGACCGCGCGACGACCGACGGCGUGCUCGACCCGCGCACGAUGGUCAUCCUCUUCAAGAUGCUGGCGCGCGGCCUGCUGGCACAGAUCGACGGCUGCGUAUCGACGGGCAAGGAGGCGAAUGUGUAUCACGCCUCGACGCCGCCGCCAGAAGGCUCGCCGGAAAGCACGCGCGGCGGCAACGUGGCGCUCAAGAUCUACAAGACGUCGAUCCUCGUCUUCAAGGACCGCGAUCGCUACGUCUCGGGCGAGUUCCGCUUCCGGCACGGCUACGCGCGGCACAACCCGCGCAAGAUGGUGCGGCUGUGGGCGGAGAAGGAAGCGCGCAACCUCAAGCGCCUGGUCUCGGCGUCGAUCCGUGCGCCGCGGCCCAUCGAGCUGCGCGACCACGUCCUCGUCAUGGACUUUCUCGGCGGGCAGGACGGCUGGGCCAGCCCGCGGCUGCGCGACGCCGAGGAGCAGAUCGACAACGAGCGCGGGCCCGAGGGCUGGGGCGACCUGUACCGCGAGAUGCUCGUGGGCAUGCGGACAAUGUACCACGAGUGCCGCCUCGUGCAUGCGGACUUGAGCGAGUACAAUGUGCUGUACCACCAAGGCCACCUGUGGAUCAUCGACGUCUCGCAGUCCGUCGAGCACGACCACCCGCGGGCGUUUGACUUCCUGCGUGCCGACAUUGCGCACGUCGACGACUACUUCUCGAAGCGCGGCGGCGUCGCGACGCUCGGCCUGCGCGCUACCUUCGACUGGAUCACGCGCGAGCCACAAGCCCGCGCCCACGGCGGCCGGCGAGGCGGCCGCGCUGGCCUCGAGAAGGAGGACGGCGAUGCCGAGUCGGCCGUCGUGACUGAGACGCCGGCGGUCAUGACGGAUGCGCAGCGCGCCAUGGCCAAGGCGCUGCUCGGACAGGACGCCGACGAGCCGACUGUGCUGCCGGCAGCAUCGCAUGUCGUGCUCAGCGGGCCCUUCGCCUCGAUCGAGGUGCAGCCGCGCGCGCCCGGCGAGAGCGACGCCGAGCUCACGGACAAGCUCGAGCAGCUCAUGACGCGCCUGGCAGCGGGCGAGGCCAUUGCGCCGCUAGAGGCUUCGGGCUCCAGCAAGGCCGAGGCCCCGGCGCCCAGCACCGAGCGGCCACGAGGCACGGCGCAGGACGAGGCCGUGUUCAAGGACGCAUACAUCCCGCGCACGCUCGACGAGGUGUACGACCCCGAGCGCGACGUCGCGAUCCUGCAGAAGCCCGGCGGCGCGCAGGAGCUCAUCUACGCCGGCAUCACGGGCAUGGAGGGCGUGCAGGAGGGGGAGCAGAAGCAGGCCGCCGCGGCCACAGAGAGCAGCGACGAGAGCGACGGCAGCGACAGCGACGGCGAGAGUGGCGAGGAGGAGGACGGCCGGCCAAAGGUGCUGCGCGGCCACCGGCACGAGGACCGCGACGCCAAGAAGGAGCGCAAGGCUGCCGUCAAGGAGGCGGCGCGCGAGAAGCGCAAGACGAAGAUGCCGAAGAAGGUCAAGGCGGCCAUGAUGCGGAAGAAGUAGAAGCACGAAUGGCAUACCCCGCUGCUCACGGCACCAGACUGCAGCUCAUCAGCGUGAGACAAAGCGUGUUCGCCGCGGAAAGUGGCUCUCGAGACAGGUGCAGCAUGGAUGGUCAAGGCCAGAUGCAUUUGUCGCAGCGGGCCGGACGCGGCUUGCUCGUAGAGGCUCCUAGGCGUCGUGCUCGUCCAUGAAGCGCAUGUCGGCCUCGAGCAUGCGAAUGCGGAUGACGUGCUC